AGUAAAGCCCAUUCAUCAUGUUGGAAAACGCCCCUUUUUCCGGAGAGAUUAAAACCACUUUCAAACCACAUCUCAAUCAGUUGCAGUUUGAAACUGAAAAUGUGCUCACGAAAGAUUCUCAUCCUCUAUCCCCUAAUUCUAACAGUGACAAGUGCUUCGAAACUGUGGCGCUUCGAUUUGAACUUUGACAAUCCUUCCAACUGGCUAUCACAGAGCGUUCCUCAGCACGGUCAAUCCAUAGUUUUCCCGGCCAAACUGAAUGCCCUCGUUGAUUUGCCCCAGGUUGGACAGACGGAAUCGAUCGUCCUACCCCGAGAAGGUGUCGUAGUGAUACCGGAAACGGAUUUUUCACUUACUUUCUUGGCAGAUAGUUCGAAAUUGGCGCCAGCUGUUUUCAAAGCUCCCAUCCGGAGACCUUAUUACGCGGCCGAGAACUGGCUGGCAGUCGAUGCAAUGGGGAACGUGCUUCCGGAACCGAACAAGGCAGUGCCCCAUUUGGAGCGGAUCCCGUGUCAAUUUGAGGAAGCAGUUUUCCUGGAUCCACCUGGGCCAAUUGAUCUUCAGUAUCACGAGGCGGUUGAAUUGAAAGGGGUGGUUUAUGGGAAAACGAGUGGAUUGGCAGAGUUGCAACAAUUUUUCCGAUCGGAUUUGGGCCAGUACGUGUUCUAUAAUGCUGAAGAUAGCGUCGUUCGGGAGGGUAAAUGUGCCAGUCCGGAAAAGUGUCCCUGUCAACCGGAGUGGGUUGCGGAUGCUGUCUGUCGGAAUGAAAUUUGUCCGAUUCCGCGGUGUCUUAACCCGAUUCAACCGGUCGGUUAUUGUUGCGCCAUUUGUGGUGGAGUGCUGACGAUGGAUUUGUUGAGCUUUGGAGGGAAGUUUGAUCUGGAAACCUUCAGGAAAAAACUCGACAGGAAGAUCACCGCAUCUGAGGUUGAUGCAUCAGCAGUUGAAUAUCAUGUCAGCGUUCAAAAUGAUGCCCUGCAGCUGGUGAUUGUAGACAAAGAGGAGUACGAUGAAAUAAGUGUUGAGCUGCUGAAAAGUUUGGAGUCUUUCUUCGCCAAACAAUUUAUGAACAGCCACAGAAUACUGAGCUCGGGACAUCCAUAUGUGCCGUACCAGUCGGGACAGCUGAUAACGGUGAUCUUAUUCACCCUACUCAUCGUAUCCGCCUUCUUUACAUCGUUCUACGUCUACUACUACGAUGAUCGAGUGCUCCCCCGCAUUCUCGUCAUGAUACGCAAUCGACAGUUUAUCGCAACCCCCUUCGUAUUUGCCCGAUUUGAUCCCAACAAUGAACACGAGGAAGGACAAUCGGCGGUAGACAUCAACUUCAGCCCGUCCGGUAUCGAAAAUCUAAGCUCGUCUUUCAACAAUCCGAUGUUCGAAGGUAACGGAGCCAAGAGAACGGAUUCGGCCAAGAAGGAUGAGCAGGAUGAAUCCUACGUCGAUGUGGAGUUGGAGUCUCAAAAAUAGCUCUAAACUUUAUAUGUGGAACCUACCCAGCAAACAUUUAUGAAGGUAUAACACAAGAACAACAGAAUUAUUUAAACAUGUAUACCAGGUGAAAAGAUUCUAUUAAACUUACCAAAAUAGCAUAUAGCUACAAAAUUGGAGGCGAUAUAUCUACAAUGACAAGAUUCCAACGAUUCGAUUUUCCCACAAAAAGCAAAAUAAACGAAAAAAAAAUUCCCCGACAGAGAUUUGAACUCCAGUCCUACGAGUUGGCUGCCCGAUAUCUUACCGCGAUGCCAAUUCAUCAACUGAUAUUAAUCACGCUAUAGAUCUGAAGACUUAUUUACGAUUUGACUAAACUGCUAUCCGAUUCAACUUUCUUUAGGCAAAGCUUGUCGUAAAUGAAUGGUGGAAAAUCACUCAAUACCAACGUGUGUACGAUGUUUAUUGAAAAUGUCUAAAUAUUCGAUUUGGAUUAUCAUUUCUAUUACGAUUUCAUGUUAGCUGGGUAGGUAUUGAUUGUUCGAUAAUAA
Molecule: messenger RNA, 1982 nt
Organism: Uranotaenia lowii
Lineage: Eukaryota; Metazoa; Arthropoda; Insecta; Diptera; Culicidae
Product: protein amnionless-like
Exons: 2
Coding region: 100-1470 (456 amino acids)
Biological process (GO): intracellular protein localization; receptor-mediated endocytosis
Cellular component (GO): endocytic vesicle; apical plasma membrane
Source: RefSeq, a predicted model, not a curated record